This is a messenger RNA of Callithrix jacchus (white-tufted-ear marmoset), 1548 nucleotides long. It is a transcript of the gene C4H6orf136, whose product is annotated as chromosome 4 C6orf136 homolog. Lineage: Eukaryota; Metazoa; Chordata; Mammalia; Primates; Cebidae. The record is from RefSeq and is a predicted model, not a curated record.
AUAGAGCCCUACAGCCGCUUCGCUUAAGCCCGCGGUGCGCAAGCGCGCGACAUCUCCGUUUCCCUCCCUCAGCCCCUUCCCCCCCUCCUUUCCCCUUCACGAAGCCGGCUCCGGGGCGCGCUCACCCCUGUGAGGAGGCCGGAGGUCGGACUCAAGAGGCUCCUCCACUCCCGGAAGAUCAUGUACCAACCCAGCCGGGGUGCGGCUCGGCGUCUCGGCCCCUGCCUCCGCGCCUACCAGGCUCGACCCCAGGUGAUUUGAAGGGCAGGGGCGGAGAGAUUCGCAGCCCGGCCUCGGCGCCGCCCCAGAAAUCCGCGGCCCAGAGCAGACCCGCGGGGCACCCACAGCAGCCCGCGCAUCUUGCACCCGGAGAGCGGUCCUGGCAGGAAGGCCGGCCAGUGUGCACCCGGUUCGGGCCCGUGCGCCGGGGCUGGCAAGAUGGCCACGCCCCCAGCAGAGACGGCGCCUCUGGGACACCGUCGGGGACCGAGGACCAGCUUUCUCCAGGGAGUCUACCAUUCCCACUCCUUUGGCCCCCCUCCACAACAACCACUUCCCCAUCUUAUCCUCUACUCUGGUCUCCUCUGCCCCCACGGCCUCCCACCCAGCGUCUUCCCCAGGCUCCCCCACUACCUCUCCUUCAGAUCCAGGCCCUCAACUCAGCAUGGGUGGCUCUCCCUCUAAGAAAUGGGGAGGAGGGACCAGAACCUGAGUUGCAUAGCGGCUGCCUGGAUGGGCUUAGAAGCCUUUUUGAGGGACCUCCCUGCCCCUAUCCUGGGGCUUUGAUACCUUUCCAAGCCCCUGGAACUGCCCACCCUUCCCCCACCACCCCAUCAGGAGAUCCUAGUAUGGAGGAACAUCUGUCUGUCAUGUAUGAGAGACUGAGACAAGAGCUUCCCAAUCUCUUCCUUCAAUCCCACGACUACAGUCUGUAUUCCUUGGAUGUGGAAUUCAUCAAUGAGAUCCUCAACAUACGUACCAAGGGCCGGACAUUGUACAUUCUUUCACUGACCCUCUGCCGUUUCCUGGCCUGGAAUUAUUUUGCACAGCUUCGUUUGGAGGUUCUGCAGCUGACCCGCCACCCUGAGAAUUGGACCCUGCAAGCCCGGUGGCGGCUCGUAGGGCUGCCUAUCCACUUGCUCUUUCUGCGGUUCUACAAGCGUGACAAAGAUGAGCUUUACCGGACCUAUGAUGCCUACUCCACUUUCUACCUGAAUUCCAGUGGCCUCAUUUGUCGCCAUCGCCUAGAUAAACUGAUGCCUUCACACUCACCUCCAACGCCGGUGAAGAAGCUGCUAGUGGGAGCCCUGGUGGCUCUGGGGCUGUCAGAGCCAGAACCUGACUUAAACCUGUGUUCUGAGUCAGGUUCUUUGGCUUUGGAGUGGGAGCAGCACUGAAGACUGCUAUGCCUAAGAGAAGGACAUAGAGGCAGCCAAGAAUCUCAGGAGCCAGCUUCCUCUCCUCUCUCUCCUUCCUUCCUUUCCAUCUCAUGCUGUGUAAAGCUGCUGUGUAAUUUAACUUGUAAAUAAUAAAGUUUAACUGACUAUA